UGGCCUUGUUUUGUUUGCCGUGCGACGACAACCAACACCACACACACACACGCCCCCACCCGUACACACACACACAUACACAUCAGCACAGGCGGUGCCUUGGCCACACGAGUGCCAUCUGCCAAGCCAUCCCCACACUACUUGGCCCUCGACUGCAUCACACCAUUCUCACGUGCUCAAGUGGCAACAAAGGCCUCACCCCAGCACAACACCUGUCUUGUCCGUGACAAACCAAAACCCACACCAGGAAAUGAUGAUGUGUCGUGGCGUUGUCGUGCUGGUCACCGUGGUGUCCUUGUUCCUGGGACUUUGCAUCCAAUCACAGCCAACGGCAGCACAAGAGUUGAUCCAAAAAGACUUUGACUCUGUUACGCUGAAUCGAACAGAGUGGCUCUGCUACAACGCGGACAGUACUGCGAGUCUUCGCUUGCUGCAAAGCUGUCCGCUGACCGUGUCCGAGCAUGCAUGGUCGGCCGAGAUCCCCUCCGGCUUUGCCACAUGCUCCAGCGCGGCUCAGCCCGCCAACGCACAGCAGUUCAAUGUGCUCGUGUCGCCGCCCAUCUCCGUACCCGACGACCUGUACGUAAGCUUCCGCAUCGACUUUACACAGAACAACACCCUGUGUCCCGACGGUGCCUGCGACAGCCAGCUGCUGGUGGCCGUCGUGGACACGGCGGUCCUUGAAAACAACCUGCCGAUGGCGGCCGACUACAACUUGUACGUUGUGGACAACGAUUUGGCGACGUUCUUCAGCGACAUGGCGAGCAGCGGUACCAAUUCGCUGGCGCGCAUGAGCCUCCUAGAGUCCAGCAUCAUGUCACCGCGUCUUCGCCGCUCCGUCACGGAGGUGUCCCUCGUCUUCUUCGACCGCGGCACGUGCUCGACCGUCGCCAACGUGACAGUCGUGCGCACGCGGUGCCUGCCGACCGCCGAGCUGUUCAAUGCCACGCUGCCUGGAACCGACCUUGGCCGUGCGGCGAGUGGCACGUGCAACGCAGGCUUUGCCUCUGCUGACACGGUCCUUGCCUCGUGCGAGGAGGACGGCUACAAGCUGCUGUCUGGCGACUGCGCGCCUGCCAUGACCACGGCAGCACCCGCAGGCACGACCACCGACCCCAACGGCGGCAGCAGCAGCAGCAGCACCGGUGGCCUGGAGCCGGGGCCCAUCGCAGGCAUUGCGCUUGGCGUGCUGCUGCUCAUAUUGGGUGGUGUUGCCGCGGGUUUUUUCCUCCGCAGCGGCGGUGGCAGCAACAGGAAGACGGCGCCUGCGCUGUACGAACUUGAGGCGAAGGCGCCGCGCAUGAGCGGCAUGUACCGGGUGAAUCUCAACCUGCAAUACAACCAGUUUGACCACGGCGCUGGUGCGGACGACGGCAUGUACGAGGACCCGUCCAAGUAUGAGGACUUUUCGCAGCUGACGUCGCUUGUGAGCCGCAAGACGCGUCACAUCCCCUCCGACAGCGUCACCCUCAUCGCCUGUGUUGGCAGCGGCGAGUUUGGCGAGGUCUACCACGCAGCCAUCAAGUUCGACCCAGCAAAGCCAGAGGAGGUGGACUGCGCUGUGAAGACGCUGCGCGAGGGCUCAACGCGCGAUGAUCAGAUUGAGUUUCUCAAGGAGGCCGCCAUCAUGUGCCAGUUCAACCAUCCAAACGUCAUUGGUCUCCUUGGCGUUGUCCUCGACAAGACUCCCAACAUGAUUGUCACGGAGCUCAUGCCACACGGCUCGCUGCUCUCCUACCUGCAGAAGCACACCGACACCCCCCUCACGCGCCAGCUGCAGAUGUCGCUUGAUGUUGCGCUCGGCAUGUCCUAUCUGUCGAAGAAGGGCUUUGUGCACCGCGACCUCGCCGCCCGCAACAUUCUCGUCGCAAACGACCUCACAUGCAAGGUUGCGGACUUUGGCCUGAGCAAAGAGAUUGAUGACAGCUCCGACUACUUCAUCUCGGAAGGCGGCAAGGUGCCCAUCAAGUGGACCGCCCCAGAGGCCAUCCAGCAGAGGAAGUACACGUCAUCCAGCGACGUCUGGUCCUUUGGCGUCGUCAUGUGGGAGAUUAUGGCCUUUGGCGAGAAGCCCUACGGGACAAUGAACAACUUUGAGGUGGUGCGCAAGGUGGAGGAAGGUUACCGGAUGGAUGCGCCGGCAAACUGCCCCGCCCCCGUGCACACGCUCAUGCACAUGUGCUGGGAGCUCGACCGGCGGCAGCGUCCAACGUUUGAGGCGAUUGUGGACAUGCUGGAGAAGAUGACGCGCGAGGCAACAAACAACGUCAAGCUUGAGGAGCCUGGUCGCAGCCGCACAUAUGAGCGGCCGGAGUCUGGGAUGGACUACGACGUUCCUCGACGAGAGAAGACGGCAACAGCAGCAACGGCGGCGGCGGCGGGGGUGGCAAUGCAGCCACCACAACACGGGCAGCAGCAGCAGCAGCAGCAGCAGGUGUAUCAGCCAACAUACCAGCUGCCACAGGAUGAUGUGAAGCAACAGCAGCAGCAAGCACAGCAUCAGCAUCAGCAGACAUACCAGCCCACGUAUCAACUACCACAGGACAAUGUACAUCAGCAGCAGGCGCAACAACAGCAACAACAGCAACAACAGGUGUACCAGCCCACAUACCAGCUGCCGCAAGACAAUGUUGGGCGCCAGCAGGGUGGCGGAACAACGUACAUCCCACAGCCGCAGCUGUCGCAGCAGCAAUCCCAGCAGACAUACCAGCCAACCUACCAACUGCCACAAGACACUAUGCAGCGCCAACAGCAGCAGCAGCAUGGUGGGCCAACAUAUGUUCCACAGCCAGCGAGCUCACACACGCCCGCGAAUCAGAUGACGUACCAGUUGCAGCCAAACACAACCGCGCAACCGGCAAGCACCAGCAGCGCGAUGCUUCCGCCGAGCGACCCGGCACCGUCGCGCCCACGACCAAAGCCGCGACCAAAACCGCGCUCGCGGCAGUCGUCAACACGGCCCCCGCACGCAGAGACGGACAUCUGAUGUGGUGACAUGAGAACAGUGUGUGUGUGUGUGUGUGUGUGUGUGUGUGUGUGUGUGUGUGUGUGUGUGUGUGUGUGUUGCAUGCUCGCUGCUGUUUUCCACCAUUCAUGGUGGUUUAUGUAUGUAGUUCUGAGCGAGCGAGAGAGAGAGAGAGAGAGCACCCAAUGAGUGAGUUGUUGACCAUUUUUCUUCUUCAUUGAUUGAUUGAUCGUUGCCAGUUAAGAGUGCCGAGAACGCCCGUCUUGGGUGCGAUACAACAUCACAAAACCAAAAGCAACACAUUAAAAUCAAACAACACCACA
Salpingoeca rosetta is the source of this 3288-nucleotide messenger RNA. Its product is annotated as TK protein kinase. The record is from RefSeq and is a predicted model, not a curated record. Gene Ontology annotation, molecular function: ATP binding; transmembrane receptor protein tyrosine kinase activity. Lineage: Eukaryota; Choanoflagellata; Craspedida; Salpingoecidae. The transcript is spliced from 9 exons. Gene Ontology annotation, biological process: multicellular organism development; cell surface receptor protein tyrosine kinase signaling pathway; positive regulation of kinase activity. Gene Ontology annotation, cellular component: signaling receptor complex. The coding region runs from base 251 to 2986 and encodes 911 amino acids.